UAGUCAUUAUUUUCAUGAUUCAAGUUUAAUCUUUAAUCGUCAGUGUGCUGUGAAACUAAGAUACUAUCAUACUUUAUUUUUUAUGAAGUAUUGUGGUUUCAAAUUGAAUAACUUUAAUAAGUAGAUCUUGAGUAAAUAAUUAUUAUUAUGGAUACCUCUCAAAGAGAAAAAAAGUUUGAACGGCUUCCUACAGUAGUUCGCCCAAAGUCUUACAAGAUUCAUAUCAAACCAAGUUUGGAAAAAUUCACAUUUCAGGUUAUUGAAAGUAUAAAUGUACUUAUAAAUGAUCCAGUUGACAGAAUAACAGUGAAUUCGGUAGGUUUGAAGUACAGUAAAGUGGAACUGCAGCACUCAAAUGGGGAUGUGUUUACGCCAGAAACAAAACUAUCAGUAGAAGAUGAAACACUGUCUCUCUUUUUCCCAAACCCUCUUGCAACCGGCUCAGCAACAGUUAGUUUUGAGUGUUCCGGAACUCUCAAUGAUGACACCAAAGGAUUUUACCGGAGCAGUUUGAGAAAUGACAAAAGUAAAUACAUGGCCAUUACCCAAUUUGAAUCAACAUAUGCGCGCAUGUGCUUCCCAUGUUGGGAUGAGCCUCUAAUAAAAGCUGUUUUUGACAUUACUAUUACUGCUCCAAAGGGGUGUACUGCUGUCAGCAAUAUGCCUGUCAAAGAUGAGGUGGUUGAGUCAAAUGGAGAAAGAACUAUGAUAUUUGAAACGACUCCGUUGAUGUCAACAUAUUUGGUUGCGAUGUGUGUUGGUGAAUAUGAGUACAUUGAAAGUCAGACGUCGGAUGGUGUGACAUUGCGACUGUAUACUGAGCCAGGACUUGUCAAUCAGGGCAGUUUUGCACUUGAGUUCACUGCUAAAGUACUCGCUUUCUACAAGGAUUAUUUCGGUAUCAGUUACACACUGCCUAAGCUGGAUCUUAUGGCUGCUGCUAAUUUUGUUGGUGCUAUGGAGAACUGGGGCCUUAUGUUGUAUCACGAUCACGAGCUAUUAAUAGAUCCGGUAAACUCUACAAAGUCGCGCAAGCAAAGCGUUGCACUUACUGUGGCUCAUGAGAUCGGUCACAUGUGGUUUGGAAACCUUGUUACAAUGGAAUGGUGGACCCAUUUAUGGCUGAAAGAAGGCUUUGCAACUUAUUUGCAAUGGUACUGUUGUGCCCAUUUUUUCCCGGAAUUUGAACUUUGGACACAAUUUUUGGGAAGACAAAUUUAUGCCUAUGAGUUGGAUUCAUUGGAAGGCUCUCAUCCAAUAGAGGUGCCAGUGACUCAUCCUUCACAAAUCUUUGAAGUAUUCGAUUCUAUAUCUUACACAAAAGGCUCUGCUUUAAUAAGAUUGAUUCAAAACUACAUUGGAGACAGCGAAUUCAGGAAAGGCCUCAACUUGUAUCUAACCAGACACCAGUACAAAAAUACCAUAACUGAAGAUUUGUGGGAAGCAUUGGAAGAAGUGAGCUCUAAACCUGUGAGGUCAGUUAUGUACACUUGGACUAGUCAGAAAGGAUUUCCGUUAAUCACUGUUGAUGCAGUCCAUUCGCCCGAUCACAGUUCCAAACCCAACACUAGAACGUUGAACAUCUCACAGAAAAAGUUUUCUUUCACUGACUUCAGCUCAGGUGAAGCAGAUUCAUCACUUUGGUUAGUACCAUUGUCAUACUAUAAGUCGAACAGUCCAACUGAAAUUGUCAAAGACAUUGUUCUCGACAAGAGGGAAACUACUAUUGAGGUGACCAACGUAUCGGACGAUGAAUUUGUGAAAUUCAAUCCAGAUGUUGUUGGCUUCUAUCGCGUCAAGUAUCCAGCCGAGGUGCUUCAACAAUUCUUGCCGAGCAUCAAAUCCAAAACCAUGUCGGCGCUUGACCGGGUUGGUCUAGUCGACGACUUAUUUGCUCUUGCAAGAGCGGGAGAAAGCGACACUGCCCAAUUCUUGAAAUUCAUCCAGGAAUUUUCCGAUGAAGAUAAUUACGUAGUUUGGUCAACAAUCUCAAACUGUCUCAGGAAAAUAAAGACACUAUUGGCAAAUACGGAGCUGGAAAACUCUUUAGAUGCAUUCGGAAGAAAUCUUUUUAAGAACAUAGCUAAGAAAAUAGGAUGGGAAGCUAAAGAGAAUGAAUCUUAUUUGGAUGGAAAAUUGAGACCGUUGUUAAUUUAUGAUCAGUGCAUCACAUUCAACGAUGAGGAAGCUUUGAAAGAAGCUACAAAGAGAUUCCAGGAUCAUUUGCAAGGAGUUUCAGUGAUUUCAAAUGAAUUGAAAUCCACAAUUUACAGUGCUGCAAUGUUGAAUGCUGAUGAAGCAGCUUUUGAGCAUAUGAUGAAGAUGUACAAAGAAUGUAAUAUUUCUGAAGAGAAGGACAGAAUCGGCGAAGCGUUGUGUUGCUGCAGAAACGAACAAUUGCUGAUAAAAGCUCUAGAAUUUGCAAUUUCUGAUGACGUUCUCAUUCCAAAUGGCUGUGAUAUGAUUAUCUCUGUAACUCGUACCAAGUUAGGCAGAGACGUUGCUUGGAAGUUUCUGCAAGAGAAUUGGCAAUUAAUCUACGUCAGGUUCAAGCAUCACUUUAUGCUUCCAGCAAUUGUGAAUUCCAUUCUGUGCCAUUUUUCGAAGGAAGAAAAAGUUGUCGAAAUAGAAAACUUCAUGGCCGGACAUGAACAUUCGUUCGUGGAACGAAAAAUCAAACAGGUGUGCGGAUCUAUAAGGCAGAAUGCUGAUUGGUUGAAACGAGAUUUCGAAGGAAUGAAGUCGUUCUUUCUCAUUAAUUGAGAAUAAGAUUAAAACUCAGUAUACUAUAGUAUUCUUUGUAUUACUGCAGUAUUCUAUGUUUUAUUUUUAUAUAAUUAUACAAUAAUGUUGUUAAAUCAACCGUCUAAAGUGAAUGGUAUAAAUUUUGAAUAAAUAUACAAUUUCUGCA
This is a messenger RNA of Nilaparvata lugens (brown planthopper), 2911 nucleotides long. Its product is annotated as puromycin-sensitive aminopeptidase. The transcript has 14 exons. NCBI's taxonomy places the organism in Eukaryota, Metazoa, Arthropoda, Insecta, Hemiptera, Delphacidae. Gene Ontology annotation, cellular component: cytoplasm. The coding region runs from base 148 to 2763 and encodes 871 amino acids. Gene Ontology annotation, molecular function: peptide binding; zinc ion binding; metalloaminopeptidase activity. The record is from RefSeq and is a predicted model, not a curated record. Gene Ontology annotation, biological process: peptide catabolic process; proteolysis.